ACGACGCAAGAACCAGAAUCCUAUUCAUGCGCGCGCAUCCAAUCGCGACAAGAAAUUUCCCAGAAAUUGUCGCUAUGAACCAGACUUCUUGUGCCUUGGCUAUAAAGCCCAAGCUUAAUAGUUAAGAUUUUUCUGAGUGGAAAUUUAAGCGGCGUUUAUUAGUUUCUCGCUGGCGCUCUCACUCGCACACUCAAAUUGUGCGCGCAUGUUUCUUCAAUGAACACGACGAAGCUGCUGUCUCUCUUGAGAACAUGCGUUAGUUCUAAGUCACUCAAGCAAGGCAAGCAUAUACACCAGAGAAUUGUCACUCUAGGCUUGCAAAACAACGUUGUCUUGUGCAAGAACGUUAUAGACCUCUAUGUCUCUGGCCAAUACUAUCAACAUGCGAAGCUUGUUUUAAAAUCCAUGGAGAACCCAUUAGAUCUCGCUCUUUGGAAUGGCCUCAUAGCAGCUUGCAGCAAGAAUCAUAUGUUCAUUGAUGCGCUCGAGGUAUAUGAAAUAUUGUUGCAGCACCCUUAUUUGAAACCUGAUUUUUACACCUACCCUAGCGUUCUAAAGGCGUAUGGGGAGUUGGGUAAUGUUGUAUGUGGAAAAAAGAUCCAUAAUUAUUUGAUAAAAAGUGGUUUGAUUUCGAAUGUCGUCGUUGCAAGCUCCCUCGUGAGGCUGUAUGCAAAGUGCAAUGUGUUUGAUUCAGCGACGAAAUUGUUCGAUGAAAUGCCUGAAAGAGAUGUGGCAUCUUGGAAUAAUGUAAUUUCUUGUUAUUAUCAGGCGGGGCACGCAGAGAAAGCCUUGGAAUAUUUUAGGAAGAUGAGGGAUUCUGGAAUUGAGCCUAAUUCAGUGACCCUAACAACUGCUAUAUCAUCAUGUGCCAGGCUUUUAGAAGUGGAAAGAGGGAUGGAAAUACAUAUGGAAAUGCUGAAAGACGGGCGUUUGUUGGAUGGGUAUGUUAGAUCAGCUCUCGUUGACAUGUAUGGCAAAUGUGGUUUUUUAGAAAUUGCUAAACAGGUUUUUGAGCAAAUCCCAGCAAAGAAUGUGGUCACUUGGAAUUCCAUGAUAGCAGGAUACAGUUUAAAGGGUGAAAGUAAGACAUGCUUUGAACUUUUUAACCGGAUGCAGGAAGAAGGGAUCAAGCCCACUUUGACUACUUUAAACAGCCUGCUGGUGGCUUGCUCAAGGUCAGCCCAACAUCAACAUGGGAAAUUAGUACAUGGAUACAUAAUAAGAAACCAUAUAGCAGCUGAUAUCUAUAUUUACAGUUUGCUCAUCGAAUUAUACUUCAAAUGUGGAACCAUCCAAUCAGCUGAGAAUGUCUUUGAAAUGAUGCCCAAGUCAGAUGCAAUCGCUUCAAAUGUUAUGAUCAAUGGAUAUGUGACCGUGGGAAACUAUUUUGCUGCUCUCAGCAUUUUUGAGGCCAUGAAAGAAGCUGGUGUAAAACCAGAUGCCAUAACAUUCACUAGUAUUUUACCAGCAUGUUCACAACUUGCAGCCCUAGAAAUGGGUAAGGAGAUCCACGAUGACAUUGUUGAGAGUAAGUAUGAAAAGAAUGAAAUUGUCAUGGGGGCUGUACUUGAUAUGUAUGCUAAAUGUGGUGCUGUAGAUGAAGCAGUUAAUGUUUUUAAUCAACUACCAGAGAAAGAUCAUGUGUCAUGGACUUCCAUGAUCACUGCAUACGCGUCUCAUGGCCAAGCUUCAGAAGCUUUGAAGCUUUUUGGUGAGAUGCAAGAGUCAAAUGUGAAACCAGACCAAGUUACGUUCCUUGCAGUUCUAUCUGCUUGUAGCCAUGGUGGAAUGGUCGAUGAAGGUUGUUACUAUUUUAAUCAAAUGGUCAAUGACUAUGGCAUCAGCUGCGAAGUAGAACACUACUCGUGCUUAAUCGAUGUUCUUGGGCGUGCUGGAAGAUUAUCUGAAGCAUAUGAGAUUCUCAAAAAAACACCAGAAAUUACAGAAGAUGUUGAUUUGCUAAGCACAUUAUUGUCUGCAUGCUCUUUGCAUGGGAAUCUAGAACUAGGGGAAGAAAUUGGAAAGUUGCUUAUCGGAAAGGAUCCUGAUGAAAUAUCAACUUAUGUUGUUUUGUCAAAUAUGUAUGCUUCUGCCAAAAAAUGGGAUAAGGUGCGCAAAGUAAGGAUAAAGAUGCGAGAGUUAGGAUUGAAGAAGAAUCCUGGGUGUAGCUGGAUCGAGAUUGACAAGAAGAUCCAACCUUUCUUUGUCGAAGAUAAAUUGAACCAACAAUCCGAAAUGGUGUAUGAAUGUCUUGCAGUUCUCUCCAGUCACAUGGAGACAGAUGACUUGCUCCCACCCCAACAAAUACUGUAGGAUGUGAAGCAUCCACACAGUAAUCCACUGGGAAGGUAUUUUCUCUGAGAGGCCUAUGGCCUUGGGGUUGAAUAGCAUCUCGUCCUCUAGGCAAGAAUUUGAUGGAGAUAAUUGUUGCGAAUUAUACCAAUUAUUAGAGAAGCAUCUUCUUGGUGUCGAAUAGGAAAAAGGAUUCGUCAAAUGGCAUCUUAUCCUCUAGAAAAACUGGAUGCAGGAAAUGGUUGCGAUUUUGAUGCGGAGGGAAUAGAGAAACUUUUCUUUAUAUCUUUAGAUGAGUUGCAUGACGGAGAUUUUUGUUUGUGAUGGAGGGGUAUGUAGCUCAAAUUUGAUUUCAGUAGGAAAUUUCAUGAUGGACAAACUGGUGAAUGAGAAUUAGCCUCAAUAACUCAGAUACAAAAGACUGAGAUUGACGAAUCAUACGUGUUACCAGUUCUUCUACGGUUUGAUGGCCAGGCAGAAAUUGAUGAAGAGCUUCUGAGUGCUGGUGAUAUGGCCCAAAUAACAGUUAUCGGAGAGGAUCGCAUUGUAUAUAGCAGCAACAGGGACAUUUUUGAGCAAAACCUUGAUGCCCGAGAUUUCGAGAGAUCGAGAAUUCUGAUUGAGAAGUGUUUGUAGUUUUUUGACGAUCUUCUCUGGGAACUUCAUGGUGCGGGACUGACAGCUGAUUACGAACCUUUUGGCUCGGUAAAAUUCACAGUAAUCAGGGUGAAGAAUCUGCAAUUCUAAUCUUGAUUGUCAGUGAUACUUGGUUUUUUUGCAGUCUAUAUUGUUCAUUUAAAUCAUUUUUGCAUAGAAAAAGUCAAGUAUUGAGCUUGAUGUUUAUGCUCCGGAUAUUUGCAAUGCAGACAGUGGUAAUAAAUGUUGCGAAUUAUACCAUCUUCUUGGAGUUGAAUAGGAAAAGGAAUCCUCAAAUGGCAUCUCAUCCUCUAGAAGAACUGGAUGCAGUUGCGCAAUGGUAGAAGGAUCAAGAGGCUGCAGGUGCAUUAUACCAUUCUUUAGAGGUACACUGGAAGGUGUUAAAAGAUUAUAGAAAGCUUGGACACCAGGAGCAUCUGCCGAGUAGUAGAACCAAGACACAUGAGAUGUAUGUGUUGUCAGCGUGGUGCGGGUUUUUAUGGUAGAAUUAGUUGGAGCUUGAGAGGUGGUGGU
Tripterygium wilfordii is the source of this 3462-nucleotide messenger RNA. Its product is annotated as pentatricopeptide repeat-containing protein At5g27110. The coding region runs from base 217 to 2313 and encodes 698 amino acids. Gene Ontology annotation, molecular function: RNA binding; protein binding. Lineage: Eukaryota; Viridiplantae; Streptophyta; Magnoliopsida; Celastrales; Celastraceae. Gene Ontology annotation, biological process: RNA modification. The transcript is spliced from 4 exons. The record is from RefSeq and is a predicted model, not a curated record.